AUGCAAACCCCACGAUCCGACGGUCGCGCCUCCGACGAACACCUCCGCGCCCUCUCCGUCGCCUUGGACACCAACUCCCGAGCGAGCGGGUCGAGUUACGUCGAGCUCGGAAACACAAAAGUCUCCUGCGCCGUCUACGGCCCGCGUCGACCGCGCGUGGACGAUCUCACCGUGAACACGGGCGUGAUCGACGUCGACGUGUUCAGAGUCCCGUUCGCGAGGAAGCGCGCGAUUCACGUCGAGCGCGGACGGGAGAACGAGAGAGAAAAGGAUCUCAAUCGAUCGGCGGCGGAUGUCGAACUGUCGGCGCGAAUCGCGGACGUUCUGCGCGCGUGUGCGCUCACGGAAACGUUUCCGAGAGCGCAAGUGGACGUGUACGUGACGAUCAUGGAUUCCGACGGAGGGGAGGUCGUGGCGAGUGUGCUCGCGGCGAGCGCGGCGCUCGCGCGCGCGGGGGUGGAGAUGGCGGAUUUGGCGAGCGCGUGCGAGUUAGUGAGAAUCGGCGAGCGAUUAGUGCUCGAUCCGACGGAGGAGGAGUGCGAACGGGGCAAUGGGAAGGUGUUUCUAGCGCAAAUGUCGAGCGAGGAGGGGAUGGUGCAGGGUGAGACGUUCGGCAGGUGGACUGCGGAUGAGAGUCGCCGGGCGCUUGAGCAAUGCGCGGCGGGUUGUAACCGGUUUGAUACCAUCGUCAGGGAAGCGUUAGCGAAGAGUUAG
Molecule: messenger RNA, 714 nt
Organism: Ostreococcus tauri
Lineage: Eukaryota; Viridiplantae; Chlorophyta; Mamiellophyceae; Mamiellales; Bathycoccaceae
Product: Exoribonuclease, phosphorolytic domain 2
Exons: 1
Coding region: 1-714 (237 amino acids)
Biological process (GO): U4 snRNA 3'-end processing; nuclear mRNA surveillance; poly(A)-dependent snoRNA 3'-end processing
Cellular component (GO): nucleolus; nuclear exosome (RNase complex); cytoplasmic exosome (RNase complex)
Source: RefSeq, a predicted model, not a curated record